This is a messenger RNA of Microcebus murinus (gray mouse lemur), 2731 nucleotides long. The record is from RefSeq and is a predicted model, not a curated record. Lineage: Eukaryota; Metazoa; Chordata; Mammalia; Primates; Cheirogaleidae.
CUCACUUUUCUGAAAAGUCCUCACUUUUCUGUUUUCCUUUCUGGUGUUAGUGGGCAGCUGGUCGCCAGGAGCCGGGUCCACAGCGCCCUGGCCUCGGGCCUCCUUCGCCUCCUCACGCUCGGCCCAGGCUUCCGCGGGGACCAACUUGGCCCUUUGCUUAUUCAAAAAAGCGUAACGCAAAUAAUUCAAGCGACUUAUCCGCCAACAGGCCCAGGCAGACUUUGUUCCUGAUAAGGACAGAGAGACUUCAACGACUUCUGUGGCCCAGAUUUCUCAAGGGACAGAUAAAAUGAAUAAGAGGAAGAAGCUUCGGACCUCAGGAGAAGGAAUCCAUCCUGCAAAACCUCCAAAGAACCCAAGGCUAGGAGACUCUGAUGGCGGCCCCCAGGGUUCCAAGCCGGACUGUUUGCGUCACCUUGAAGAGUCAGAAGGCACGCCAGGACCUGCUUCCUCUACACAGUACAGCAAGGAGGAACCGGGACAGGCGGUCUCCAGCUCCCCUGAUGAGGAAACCGGAGCUCCGUACAGGCUCCCCGGGCCACCGGAGAGGGAGCCAGCUGCCCUUCCUCCUUCCCAGAACUCAGUUGGGAGGUUUGUCCCCCAAUUUUCAAACCCCAGGAAGAUGGUGGCAAGAAAAGCAGAGACCAGGGAAGAGGACCUCGGGAGUGGGACCUUCAGCCCGGAAACACCUCCAGAGCCCAGUGCCUGGCAGGCAGGAAGUCGGCAGCAGGAGGAGUCCCCAGGGCUCGCUGUCCAGGAGGGCAGGAACCCGAUGCAGGCAGAUGGCGCCUGCCCUGAGCAGAGCAGCCAGGACCCCGCGAGCCCCCUGCCCAGCCGUGGAGAUGCUCAGCCUGAGGCCCCUCCAGAAGGUGGGGCAGGACCCGCUGCCCCGGAGACGGCCAGCCAUGACCAGCUUUCGGAGCCAGAGGACCAACAUAAGGAGAAGACCUGGGUUCCAGGCAGCGGUGGCCAGGAAGGGCAUGUGCCAAGCAGCGAUGCUAAAGGGAUGGAGCCAGAUGGAGGAGCCCCCCAAGACGGAGGAGCCCCCCAGGAGGGAGGUGCCCCCCAGGACGGAGGAGCCCCCCAGGAGGGAGGUGCCCAAAGGGAGGCAGAGGCUGACCAGCCUGGAGGGUCCCAGGAGGAAGGAGACAGUGUCCUCAGUGCCCCACCGUCAGCUUCUCCCUCAGACCCUGCUCGGGGACUGGGCCCUGCCACUGGGUGCCCAGAGCCCAGGUGUGUGGCCCAGGAUCCCCCUGACCCCUGGCAGACACCCCAUGGGACUGGCGGGGUUGUGGAGCGGAGCCGCAGCAGCCCAGGAUGCACCUCACUGGGGGAGGCUGUCAUUGCAGACCUGAGCGUGGACCCCCCAGAGCUGGAACAGAGGGCCCUGGAGGUGGCCGGGUCGGAUGAGCAGGCCGAUGCCAGCUGGCCUGCCUCUCCCAGGGGGAAGGACGCUGACGAAGGCCACAGGAUGGCCCUGCCGGGCUGCACACCCCUUACCGGGGAGACCUCAAGAGGCAGAGGGGAGGUGGGGCAGGAAGACCAUCCCCCUGGCGACAUCCCGGUGGGCCCUGCGACCCCCCUGGCUCUGGCUCCUGGGAACGAAGAGCCCACAGUGGGCGCUGGAGAUCCUGGCCAUCUAGCCCCAGAUGCAGGUCCAGGUGUCAGUCAGAAACAGGUGCCAGGCCCUGACCAAGAGGCAGCUGAGUUAGGCAGCCGGAGCCACGAACAAGACCCCAAGGGGCCCAGUGUGUCCCUCCAAGCCUCAGGUCUGCUGGAGCACAGCGAAGGGGCGGGUGGCCCUCAGGAGACCCAGGCCCGCCAGGACAGUCCAGACACCCCUGCAGACCCAGGGGCACCGCAGCCCGACCACCCUCCUCAUCCUGCAGACCAGGCCACCUGGGGGGGCUCCCUAGCCGUGGAGCUCGACUUCUUGCUGGACAGCCAGAUCCGGGAGGCACUGGACGCCUCUGACUUUGAAUCCCCGCCUGAGCAGCUGUUUCCUGCGGGGAGCAGGCCAGGCCCUGGCUGGCCCGGCCCCAGCCCAUGUACCAACGGAGACCCCAUCGAAGUGGCCAAGGCCCAGCCAAGGACGCACGUUGGGGUCCAGGCCUGUGAGGCCUCCGGGAUGGAGGACGCCACAGCCGUCGUGCGUGGCCUAGUCGUCGAGCUGUCCAACCUGAACCGGCUCAUCAUGAGCGCCCACCGAGACCUGGAAGCCUUCAAGCGCCUCAGCUACCGCAAGGCGAAGCCGGCAGGGAAAGGGCCCCCGCCCUUCUCCCCCAAGGGGGCUGGGAGUGUCCCCCGGGGGGAGCAACCCUGGAGGGACUUGUAGGCUGCUUCCCAGGGGCCUGGACAGCGACCGACUGGGGUGUGUGUUUUCCUCUGCACCCCUGCCCGUGCCCCUGGGGCACCUGGUGUUUUGUUUCCCCUCCAAGAUGCUCCAGGGGGUCUUAGUGGCCCGGUAACCUCCCCUCAGCCAACCUGGCCGUCAGCCCCCCACGAGCUACACACAGGAGGCUGGGGUCCUGCCCUGGCCACCUGGCACAGCGGGAGGGAGCCUGUGUCCCCCACAGCCACAACCGCUCCAGGAGGCCCCAAGCCGAGGUUACGGAUGCUUCAGAAUUUGCGUCUUUCCUAAGUAGUAAAGGGCUCCUUUGUCGUGUUUCUCCCUAUUUUCACUUUAGUUCUCCUGGGAAGAUAAUAAAUGAUCUGUCAGGAGGCCCCCUGA